Molecule: messenger RNA, 1683 nt
Organism: Rotaria sp. Silwood1
Lineage: Eukaryota; Metazoa; Rotifera; Eurotatoria; Philodinida; Philodinidae
Source: the annotation of a GenBank genome assembly
AUGAAUUAUUAUUAUUAUAAUAAAACGAAUCAAUGUCAAUUACAACCAACUGAUUGGACUCCACAAUUCGACUUGACUGGUCGAUAUCAAUUGGGUUGGGGCAACUUUUUUAUGGAUAUUAGUCAAACAGGCUAUGAUGUACAAUGGACAUAUGAAACUACUGAUGAUAGAUAUACCUUUGUGGGUCAAUAUAUUAACGAAACAAUGAUAAGCGGUAUGCAAACAAAUAUAAAAAAAAGAACAAAUUGUGUAGUAUUACAAAAUUUUGAAUUAUCUGUUGUGGGAAAACGUAAUUUUUGUCGAAUUCGAGCUACAUUUACUUGUUAUUGUAUUGAUGAAUUACCUGGUAUUAAUGAUAUAUCAUCUGGUUAUGAUGCAGCUAAAAUGCUUUCUGCAAGUGAACAAAAUUCAAAAUAUCGUAUAUUUGAUUUAAGUGAAGAAAGUACAACUACAUUUAGAACUAAAGUACUUGGACAAGAUCGAAUUUUUACACGACCUAAACUUGUUCAAAUAACUGAAAUCAAUGUUCGAAAACAAGAUACUUAUCAUCAAGCAUAUUAUAAUCAAUUUAUUGAAACAUAUGGAACACAUUAUAUUUCUCGUAUUAUUGUUGGUGGUACAGCUCAUUUAUAUACAUUACUAGAUUCUAGUUAUCAUAAAGUGUCUUCAUAUGAAGAAACAUCAAGUCAAGUUAGUUUAAUGUUUCAAUAUAAAGGAUCUUAUGGUCAAUAUGGAUCUGAUACAAAUCAAAUUUGGGCUUCAAUGAAAGAAACAUUUAAGAAAACUUCAGCUACAUUUUCUAUUUUUCAACCUCCAGUAGCAAGUCAAAAUAAUAAAUCAGAUUGGGAAACAUGGCAACAAACAGCUGGUAAUUAUCCAGUUGUUGUUAAUCGAACAUUAUUUUCUAUUCAUAAUUUAAUUAAAAAUAAACCACCAAUUCGAGAACAUUUUCGUAAAACAAUUGAAUUUUAUUUACAAAAAGGAGUAAUGCCAACAUUAGCUGAAUUGAAUGGUCAAAUUACAAGUCGUAGUUCUUUAAUAUUAUCAAAACCUCAAAAUUCUAUAAUGGGACUUGAUAUUGUUGGUUGUGGAUAUGAUCCUCUUUUAAUGGAAAGUAAAUAUUGUUUAUUUGAUCAAAAUAAUUUUACUGAUAAUGAACAAUGGUCAGAUCCAUAUAAUAAAACUUUAACUUAUUCCAUACCAAAUGGAUGGUUUGUUGUUAAUACUCCUGAAUCAUUAACAUUUGAUGGUUCAAUAUUAAUAACAUCUAUAGAAGAUUAUUUUCGUUCGAUAAGAACAGUUAAUGUUAGAAAAUCAGGUAAUUGGUUAGGCAUCGAUCGUCGACAUAGUCAAAAACUAGUAACUGAAUUUUAUCGUCGUUUUUAUCAAGAUAAUUAUAAUUUAGUACUUCGAAUGAAACAAAUUGGUUGGUAUACAUUAUCAGUAACAGCAUUUCCAUAUCCAAAAUUAAAUCCUACAGCUCAAAUAGCAUUUAAUAAUUUACCAACAUAUUUUGAUAUAAAAGAUUUAAAAAUUUGGAAAAAUUUUUUUAAUAUAUUUGGUACACAUAUUGUUGUAUCAUCUAAUAUGGGUGGUCAAGUUUGGGCUGAAACAUGGUAUGAAACAUGUUUAACUUAUGAAUAUCCACAAACAUGGAUUGAUGAACAAGUAAAUAAAAAUUGA